AUGGCAACGUGGAGCGGUUGUUUGCGGGUCGCUAGAGCCAGGACUGGCACCGUCAGCCACGGCUGCAGGUUCGUUGAGCAUGCCCUCCGGACACCUGUCAGCCCCAGGGGCUUCAGCACCGGCAAAACGACCCGACAGGACUUCUUUAAAGAUCUGGAGGCGCAGCUGAAGGCGUUCCGGGAGAAAGCGGCCGCGGUUCUCCCCACCAGCGGCUGGACCCCCCCGGAGAUCAACCCCGACCCGCCUCCCGAGCGGGCCGACGUCGUGAUCGUGGGCGGCGGGGUGGUGGGCUGGUCCGUGGCCUACUGGCUGAAGAGGAAGCAGAAGUUCCCGGAGAGGUUUGAAGUGGUCGUGGUGGAGAAAGACCCUACGUAUUCCCAAGCUUCCACUGUGCUCUCUGCUGGAGGGAUCCGACAGCAGUUCUCCAUGCUUGAAAACAUCCGCCUCUCUCUGGACUCUUCCAUGUUCUUGAAGAACAUCAAUGAGCAUCUUCAUGUGUUGAAUGAAGAUCCAAUUGACCUGCAGUUCAAUCACUCGGGGUAUCUGUUCCUAGCAAGCGAGAAAGGAGCUGAAGUGAUGGAGGAGAACCAUCUUCUCCAGAGGAACGUCGGAGCCAAAGUUGCUCUGUUCUCACCAACGCAGCUGAAGGAGAAAUUUCCGUGGAUCAACACGGAUGGUGUGGCCUUGGCUUCAUACGGCUUGGAAAAUGAGGGCUGGUUUGAUCCCUGGACUCUGCUGAAUGCUUUCAGACGCAAAGCAAUGUCUAUGGGAGUCCACCAGUGUUUUGGAGAUGUCAAAGGGUUCAAGAUUGUCAACAACAAGAUUCACAAUGUCAUCGUAAGUAUUGUGGCUACACGGAAAGGGUUCACUGGUGACUUCAGGGUUUUGGAAACGUGCUUAUUCUGUGCACCCUCUCAAUCCCCCUCCAGGUACAUCUAUGUCGUUCACUGUCCUGAUGGGCCUGGGUUAGACAUGCCCUUCGUCAUCGACUACUCAGGCUUUUACAUCAGAAGAGAAGGACUGGGGGGCAACUACAUUACAGGAAAGUCCCCUGAGGAGGAAGAAGAGCCAGACACCGGUGACCUGGAAGUGGAUCAUGAGUUCUUCCAUGAGCAAGUGUGGCCCAGAUUAGCCAGCCGAAUCCCAUGUUUCGAGAGCCUGAAGGUGACCAGCGCGUGGGCCGGUUACUACGACUACAACACCUUCGAUCAGAACGGCAUCGUGGGGCAACACCCUCUGGUCGAAAACAUGUACUUCGCCACGGGCUUCAGCGGGCACGGCCUGCAGCAGGCGCCUGCCGUGGGCAGGGCGGUGGCCGAGCUCAUCCUGGACUACAAGUACACGACCCUGGACCUCAAGGCGCUGGGCUUCAUGCGCAUCCUCACCAGCUCGCCCAAGCUGGAGAGGAACAUCAUCUGACCAAGCGACUGUGGACGGAGGCGGUGGCGGUUCGAGAGAGUUGUACGUGGGGUGGCAAGGGGGGGGGUCAUGACAGAUUCAUUAUUUUGUUGGGUAAGAAGAUAUCAAUAGACUUUUAACUUGUUCAGUAACAAAACGGUUGUUUUUGAUGCUUAAUACAGGAAGCUUUUUUUAAAAAAAUCUUAUCAUCAAGGUUGUGGUUUUAGUUGCAUAGACCACCCCCCCCACCAAGGGUCACUUGUGUUUUCACAAGAGAAGGACACAUCCAGCAUCAGUGUAGUCAUCGCCAAAAAGUCGCCAAAACUGGUCAGUUGUUUGAUGAACACCAAUCCUCCAAGCAGACAACAAAGUCCUGAAUAUAACGUUCAACACAAUUUAUUUUGCAAUAUCUUGACGUGUUGCAAUAACGCUACAACGGCAAGGUUAAACAGGCUUCUCGUGACUAUGAGAGCUGAAGGCGGCGAUUGCCGUGGUGUACGGCGCAUCGCCUCGCAAACUCGUCCAAAUCCAGAGCUUCGUUGAGACUCCAUGCUGAGAGCCGCUGUACUUGUUCAAGGAAGAGGGCAUGGAAGUGAUUCUUCACUAGCUGAAGAGCUGGAAAAAAAACUCCCUUCACAUGUUGCACUGCUGGCUGGCACUACCACAACUGUUUUACAUAACCGGAACAGCUCAAGAGAAAAAAACCUCUUUGUACGGAUCCAAAAAGGUCAGAAGUUCGAUCAGACAGGAUGGAUGGUCUUUCCCACUUUUUGUUUGUCGAUCCAAUGAUCUCCAAGUUUGAUGCACUUGAUUGUUUGAGAUCCUCAACAUCUGCUCCCAAUGCAUUUGCCAAUAAGAGAAUAGCCCCCUCAUUUAAAAAAAAACAUGCUGCUUGAUGGAUUUAAUGCCUGGAUACCCUUCAUGAUCUCACAAUCUUUUGAGUUGGAGAAACACCUUUUCAUUUCACCAAUCAUACAGUCAAUGCCGGGGGGUAAUGUACUUUGAACUCAAAAAACUUUAACUGAAUAUUUAGGCAUUUUUAACAAUCUGCUAAAGGCAUUUCAUAUUAUAUUAUUAUAAUAUAAUUUCAUAUUAUAUUAUCAGGUUUUCACAAGCCCUUUGUACCAAGGCCAGAGUUUGUAGAAAUCUGACUGCUUGUGGUUGAAGCCACCAUGAGCUGUGGUUGAAGUGGCUGUUACAGGAGGUGGGCUCUCUGGUGUCUGAUCUGCCUCACCUGGAGCAGCCAGCAGGUGGAAGUGUGCCGCUGCAGUGCAGAUAUUCCCAAGGGAAUUUUCACUCUUCCGGCAGGGCUCAUUCCCGUUAAUUUGGGCUGUAGCUGAGCAUCAGUUUUCUCUGCCUCCCACUACAUUCCUGCGUCUUCAGUAACUUGCUUCAAAUAUUUUGCCUUUCCUUUUGUUACACAAAAUUGUAUACUAUUAAAUUGGUUUCAGUGCUUAUUAAAUUGAGCUAGUUUAGGAAAAUGUGUACAGUUGGGCUUUUUUUUUUUAAACUUACUUUCUUUGUAUUUAAUGUUUUAAGUCCUACACUAGAGUGAAUAAGGAGCCCCCCUCUGGGGAACAAUGUGUAGAGAGAGAAAGACUUC
Molecule: messenger RNA, 3001 nt
Organism: Lepisosteus oculatus (spotted gar)
Lineage: Eukaryota; Metazoa; Chordata; Actinopteri; Semionotiformes; Lepisosteidae
Source: RefSeq, a predicted model, not a curated record